Echinostoma caproni is the source of this 1515-nucleotide messenger RNA. NCBI's taxonomy places the organism in Eukaryota, Metazoa, Platyhelminthes, Trematoda, Plagiorchiida, Echinostomatidae. The record is from the annotation of a GenBank genome assembly.
AUGGCCAGUAUAGAUGCGCCAGUUUCCUGUGUCCAGACGAGUGACUCUGACACAGAUGAUGAUGAUGAUCCAGUCGAAUCGUCAGAACUGCUGCAUGAUUCGACUACGUCAGCUUUUGUGGAUGAAAAACUUAUGGUGCAAGCCACCGGGGCCUAUACCUCAUCUGAAACUGAAAGUAUCCCAGACGGUGAUGUGAAACGUACCACAGAUUCCGACCAAGAGGAUUUUGGUUGUCUCACAACCAUUCCGGAAUGGCGGCAAAAGGAUACACAUGUUUUCGUUUUAAGUGAAGCGGGAAAGCCGAUCUACUCCAGAUACGGAGACGAAAGCCGUCUAUCGUCUAUUAUUGGGGUUAUGCAGGCUUUGGUAUCAUUUGUGGCCACUUCGGGCGAUGAACUGCAGUCAAUAUCCGCCGGUGAACGCCAUUUCGUGUUUUUAAGAAAACCCCAUCUAAUUCUGGUAGCUUUUGGUCGGUUUCGUGAUUCCAAAGAACAUCUUGGUAUGAUGUUGGAUUAUGUAUAUAGUCAGAUCCUCAGCCUACUGACUCUUCAGCGACUUGAAAUGCGAUUUGAACGUCAACGCAAUCUGGAUUUGCGCCGACUGUUAGUGGGUGACACGCGACUGAUUUCUUCAAUCAUCGAUUUUGUCGAGGAUUCGUUCGAUGCAUUUCUGCAGGCGGUCACUUGCGUACCAUUAGCCACCAAUGUUCGAGAUGCCAUUUCACAGAUGAUCAUUCAUUCGGUCAAAAACCGGGAUGUGGUUUUUGCCGUACUAUUGCACCGCAAUCGAGUUGUGAGUUUCGUACGAAUGAAGGGUCAAAUGCUCCAUCCCAUGGAUCUGCAUCUGAUCGUGAACUUGGUCAGCAGUACUCAAGCGUUUAAAGACGCUCAGACCCAUUGGAUUCCCAUAUGCUUGCCCAAAUUUGAUGCCAACGGUUUUCUGUACGCAAAUAUUGCCUACCUGGAUGACAACAUCUCUUUGGCACUGUUAUCGGUCGACAACACACAAUUUUAUGCGCUUCAGGAAGCAAAGGAUGCGAUAUUUGAACGUCUCCGUUCGACUAAUGAUGGAGAGUAUUUAUCCGUGAUAGCUAAUGCUCAAUCCCCAUCGGUUCGGGAGACUGGCAUUCUCGAACUGCGGCACUUGGUCUAUCGAUACAGCCCCGUCGGGCAAUUUGCAGCCACCCGAUGGACAGCUCCGUACGUGGACUUAGACCAAUCUGAGGAUGUUACCUCUACCGGAUCCAUCGAUGUGCAAACAAUGCGAGCCAACAUACUGGCCACUUAUCGGCGUAUGCACGCCCGAUUACAUUGUCAGCAUCGUCCUGUCCGAUUGGUUUACCAGUCUACAACUGAAGAGGUGUUCUUCGCAUGGAAAACCGAUACAUUCGAAUUGUAUGGGACCUUUGAACCGUUGACCACAAAAGGUGCUUUGCAAGAAAUUCGGAAAACACUCCUGAAAUGGCUCACCGCGCGAAAGUCUCAGCUGUUUAUGCUGUCCUCACCGACUUUCUGA